AUGAGGGUCCCCUGCCGCAGAGCCCUGCACCCCUUGUCUCUCUUGGUGCAGGCUGCGGCGCUGGCUGAGGCCCUGGCCCUGGGCACCCCACCUGCCUUCCUGCCCUGUGAGCUGAUGCCUCAUGGAUUGGUGAACUGCAAUUGGCUGUUUCUGAAGUCUGUGCCCCACUUCUCUGCAACAGCACCUCGUGCCAAUGUUACCAGCCUUUCCUUGGUUUCCAAUCGCAUUCACCACUUCCACAACUCUGACUUUGUUCAUCUGUCCAACCUGCGGAAGCUUAACCUCAAAUGGAAUUGCCCGCCCACUGGCCUCAGCCCAAUGCACUUCCCCUGCCACAUGACCAUCGAGCCCGGGACCUUCCUGGCUGUGCCUACCCUGGAAGAUCUAAACCUAGGCUACAAUGGCAUCACCACUGUGCCUCCAUUGCCCAGCUCCCUGAGGAACCUGACCCUGAGCCACACCAACAUCCUAGUGCUAGAUUCUACCAGCCUUGCUGGUCUGUACGCCCUGCGCUUCCUCUUCAUGGACGGCAACUGCUACUACAAGAACCCCUGUAGCGGGGUGGUGGAGGUGGCCCCAGGUGCCCUCCUGGGCCUGGGCAAUCUCACCCAUCUGUCACUCAAGUAUAACAAUCUCAUGGUGGUGCCCCGCCAACUGCCCCCCAGCCUGGAGAACCUAUUUUUGUCCUAUAACCAGAUUGUCAAGCUGACACCAGAGGACCUGGCCAAUCUGACCUCCCUGCGAGUGCUUGAUGUGGGUGGGAAUUGCCGCCGCUGUGACCACGCCCCCAACCCCUGUGUGGAGUGCUCACUACCCUCCCUCCAGCUGCACUCUGAGACCUUCCACCACCUGAAGCAUCUUGAUGGCCUAGUGUUGAAAGACAAUUCUCUUCACACACUGAACUCCACCUGGUUCCAAGGUCUGGCCAGUCUCUCAGUGCUGGACCUGAGUGAGAACUUCCUCUAUGAAAGCAUCACCAAAACCAAUGCCUUUCAGAACCUGACACGCCUGCGCAAGCUCAACCUGUCAUUCAAUUACUGCAAGAGGGUAUCCUUUGCCCACCUGCAUCUGGCAAGGUCCUUCAAGAACCUGGUGUCACUGCAGGAGCUGAACAUGAAUGGCAUCUUCUUCCGCUUGCUCAAUGAGAAUACACUCAAGCCCCUGACCCAUCUGCCCCAGCUCCAGACUCUGCAUCUUCAAAUGAACUUCAUCAACCAGGCCCAGCUCAGCAUCUUUGGGGCCUUCCCAGCCCUGAACUUUGUGGACCUAUCAGACAACCGCAUCAGCGGAACUUUAAUGCUGCCAGCAGCCACCAAUGAAGAGGCGGAUGAUGGUGAGCAGGAGUAUCUGUGGUCUGGGGCCCCCCUCCCUCCACUGGACACCCCUGGUUCUAAGAACAUCAUGCGCAGGUGCAGGGACCUUGACUUCACCUUGGAUCUAUCCCGGAACAACCUGGUGGCAGUUCAGCCAGAGAUGUUUGCCAACCUCUCACACCUCCAAUGCCUGAGCCUGAGCCACAACUGCAUUGCACAGGCCGUCAAUGGCUCCCAGUUCCUGCCGCUGACCAAUCUGCAGGUGCUGGACCUGUCCUAUAACAAGCUGGACCUGUACCAUUGGCGCUCAUUCACGGAGCUACCACAACUGCAGUACCUGGACCUGAGCUACAACAGCCAAGCCUUCAGCAUGCAGGGUGUAGGCCACAACCUGAGCUUUGUGGCCCAGCUGCCCAAGCUGCGUUACCUUAGCCUGGCACACAAUGACAUCCACAGCCGGGUGUCCUCGAAGCUCCACAGCACCUCACUGAAGUACCUGGAUUUCAGUGGCAAUGCUGUGGGCCGUAUGUGGGGUGAGGGAGAUCUCUAUCUCCACUUCUUCCAAAGCCUGAGAGGCCUCCUCCACCUGGACCUGUCCCAGAAUCACCUGCAUAUCCUCCUGCCCAGAAACCUGGACAACCUCCCCAAGAGCCUGAAGCUGUUGCAAAUCCGCAACAAUUACCUGUCCUUUUUCAACUGGAGCAGUCUGUCCUUCCUGCCCAAUCUGGAAGUGUUAGACCUGGCAGGAAACCAGCUGAAGGCCCUGACCAAUGGCACUCUGCCUAACGGCACCCUGCUCCGGAAGCUGGAUGUGAGUAGCAACAGCAUCAACUCAGUGGUCCCAGCUUUCUUUGCCCUGGCGGUGGAACUGAGAGAGGUCAACCUCAGUAACAAUGCCCUCAAGACGGUGGACCAUGCCUGGUUUGGGCCUGUGGUGGGGACCCUGGCAAUGCUAGAUGUGAGAAGCAACCCUCUGCACUGUGCCUGUGGGGCGGCCUUCGUGGACUUCUUGUUGGAGGUGCAGGCUGCUGUGCCAGGUCUGCCCAACCAUGUCAAGUGUGGCAGCCCCGGCCAACUGCAGGGUCACAGCAUCUUCACGCAGGACCUGCGACUGUGCCUGGAUGAAACUCUCUCUUUGGAAUGCUUCGGCCUCUCGCUGUUGACGGUGGCCCUCGGCCUGGUGGUCCCUGUGUUGCAGCACCUCUGCGGCUGGGACGUUUGGUACUGCUUCCACCUGUGCCUAGCCUGGCUUCCCUUGCUGGGCCGGAGCCGGCGCCGUGCCCACGCCCUGCCCUACGACGCCUUCGUGGUGUUCGACAAGGCGCAGAGCGCGGUGGCCGACUGGGUGUACAACGAGCUGCGUGUGCGGCUGGAGGAGCGGCGUGGGCGGCGAGCGCUGCGCCUGUGCCUGGAGGACCGGGAUUGGCUGCCUGGCCAGACGCUCUUCGAGAACCUCUGGGCCUCCAUCUACAGCAGCCGCAAGACGCUCUUCGUGCUGGCCCACACUGACCGGGUCAGUGGCCUCCUGCGCACCAGCUUCUUACUGGCUCAGCAGCGCCUGCUGGAGGACCGCAAAGAUGUAGUGGUGCUGGUGAUCCUGCGCCCCGAUGCCCACCGCUCCCGCUACGUGCGGCUCCGCCAGCGUCUCUGCCGCCAGAGCGUCCUCUUCUGGCCCCACCAGCCCAGCGGUCAGGGCAGCUUCUGGGCCCAGCUGGGCACGGCCCUGACCAGGGACAACCGCCACUUCUAUAACCGGAACUUCUGCCGGGGGCCCACUGCAGAAUAACGCAGAGCAAGCGCUGGAUGUAGAUGCAGCUUCAUGCCUGGCUUCCUGGGAUGCUCUGCCUGCCUCGUUCCGCCCCACUCCUGCUUUGCUCCCCAUAGGCAUUCAGCAGGUGCUCAAUAAAGUCUACCAAACUACCCAGCCCUGCGCUCCUUGGAGGUGUGUGUGGAAGAAGAGACGGGAGAAUUCUCUAGGCUUCCACUAGUGAAGGAUAGGAGGUGG
Nannospalax galili (Upper Galilee mountains blind mole rat) is the source of this 3318-nucleotide messenger RNA. It is a transcript of the gene Tlr9, whose product is annotated as toll like receptor 9. The record is from RefSeq and is a predicted model, not a curated record. Gene Ontology annotation, cellular component: plasma membrane. NCBI's taxonomy places the organism in Eukaryota, Metazoa, Chordata, Mammalia, Rodentia, Spalacidae. The coding region runs from base 1 to 3099 and encodes 1032 amino acids. The transcript has 2 exons. Gene Ontology annotation, molecular function: pattern recognition receptor activity; protein binding. Gene Ontology annotation, biological process: canonical NF-kappaB signal transduction; positive regulation of interleukin-6 production; toll-like receptor signaling pathway.